GCCCGGCCCCGCCGCUCCGUUCCCGCCAUGGCGCCGUUCGAACCGGCGGCGCUGCCCGAGCUGCUCCCGGUCUUCUACCGGCGGCUCUUCCCGCACGGCCCCUACGGCCGCUGGCUCGGCUACGGCGGCGUGGUGAAGAACUACUUCCAGCUGCGGGAAUUCUCCUUCACGCUGCGGGACGACGUGUACGUGCGGUUCCAGUCCUUCAGCAGCCCCCAGGAGCUGGAGCGGGAGCUGCAGAAGAUCAACCCCUACAAGAUCGACAUCGGGGCCGUCUACUCCCACCGGCCCAACCAGCACAACACGGUGCACUUGGGGGCCUUCCAGCCGCAGGAGAAGGAGCUGGUCUUCGACAUCGACAUGACGGACUACGACGACGUCCGGACGUGCUGCAGCUCGGCCGAUAUCUGCUCCAAGUGCUGGACGCUGAUGACCAUCGCCGUCCGCGUCAUCGACCGCGCACUCACGGAGGACCUGGGCAUGAGGCAUCGCCUGUGGGUGUACUCGGGCCGGAGGGGUGUCCACUGCUGGGUGUGUGACGAUGCGGUGAGGAAAUGGUCCCCAGCGCUGCGGGCGGCCACCGUGGAGUACCUGACCCUGGUGAAGGGCGGAGCAGACACGGUGAAGAAGGUGAACCUCUCCUACCCCGUGCACCCCUUCAUCAGGCGCUCGGUGGCCGUGGUGGAGAAGUACUUCGAGGAGUAUGCGCUGGUGGGGCAGGACAUCCUGGGCAGCCCCGAGAGCUGGGACAAGGUGCUGGCCCUGGUCCCGGAGGAGCACCGCGAGGCGCUGCAGGGCGAGUUCCCGCGCAGGAAGGACUCGGUGCAGCGCUGGGAGGUGCUGCGGGGCCGCAUGGAGCGGACACGGGGCCGCGGGGCCGCCCCGUGCUACGCGGACUGGGAGAUCAUGCUGCAGUUCUGCUUCCCCCGCCUCGACAUCAACGUCAGCAAGGGCGUGGGGCACCUGCUCAAGAGCCCCUUCAGCGUCCACCCCAAAACGGGCCGCAUUUCGGUGCCGCUGGACCUGCAGACACUGGACCAGUUUGACCCGUUCGCUGUCCCCACCAUCACCUCCCUGUGCCACGAGCUGGACACGGCUGGCAGCGAUGGGGAGCAGGAGGACGUCGGGGAGAUGGAGCCGAAGCGCCGGGCGAGGGACUACAAGAGGACAAGCCUGGCUCCCUACGUGAGGGUCUUCGAGCAGUUCGUGGAGGGCAUGGAGAGCGCCCGGCGGGGGGAGCGGCUGCGCCGGAGCGACAUUCAAGGAGACUUCUGAGGCCUCGCUGCCAGGGUCCUGGAUGAAAGGACGGCGAGGGAGCGACGGCCAUUGUCACUUCUGUCCUUGUCAUUGUCACCUCGGCUGCCAGGGGGGUCCCGGUGCCUUGGAGCAGCCGAACUGCACCGCCUCCCUGUUCCUCACUCACAGCCCCUUACACUUUUUGUACUUUUUGUACCUUUUCUACACAAAAACCAUUAAAUGUUUCUGGUCACC
This is a messenger RNA of Lepidothrix coronata (blue-crowned manakin), 1491 nucleotides long. RefSeq names its product primase (DNA) subunit 1 (gene PRIM1). Gene Ontology annotation, cellular component: alpha DNA polymerase:primase complex. Gene Ontology annotation, biological process: DNA replication, synthesis of primer. The record is from RefSeq and is a predicted model, not a curated record. Lineage: Eukaryota; Metazoa; Chordata; Aves; Passeriformes; Pipridae. The coding region runs from base 28 to 1275 and encodes 415 amino acids. The transcript is spliced from 12 exons.